AUGGCUUCUACGUCUAAUAUUCAGAAUGUAGCUGCUAGUGCAGUCCUCAAUAGCUAUGAGUCGAAUGAUGUGGCGUAUGAAAUUACGGCUACAACCUUUAAAAAGACCUCACGUCUCCCUUUCAAUGAUCCAUAUCCUGAUGGCACUCCUUUUAUAUGGUUCAGAUCAUGGAAUCAUGAGCGUAUCACCAAUGAAGCUAAAGCUUUAGAGCUAGUUUCUCAGCAAACAACAAUUCCUGUGCCGAAAUUACUUGCGCAUGGAGAGCAUCCAGACGGCCGACGAUAUCUGAUCACAGAGUUUAUUGAAGGCGUAACCCUAAACAAAAUUCUAACCCAAAGCUGCUCAAGGCUGGAGGAUCAGAAACAUACAGAUCAUACUCCAUGCAAGGCAUGUUCAGAUCAAGCUUACUCGAAUGCGCUUGAGUUUAUCAGGGAUAUCGUUUUACCACAGCUUGCGAAUUUAAGAUCUCGAGAAAGAGGUAUUGAUGGAUUUGUUAUGCCCCCCUCUUGGCUUAGCCCUGAUGCUGAACCUCCAUGGAAAGGCAAAAAAUCUUGGAAGACUCUCCCUUUAAAGGAACCAAAUUAUAUUUUUCAACACGGCGAUAUCGCAGCUCACAACAUUAUCAUAGAUCCACAAACUCUUCAAGUCAAGUCCUUGAUUGAUUGGGAGUAUGCUGGCUACUUCCCACCAGGGAUGGAAAGAUGGCCUGGAACACUGGACUUAGCUGCUUACAGAAAGCGUGCUAAUAACCUAGCCCAGGUAAUAGCAGAAUUUCUUCCAGAGGAAUACCUAGAAUGCUAUGAGAACUGGCGCAAUAAAGAAGAAUUACAAAUGUUGAUUGAAUCUGGGGAGCUUCCACAUCCUAGUCAACUACACAGAGAAGAGGUGAAGAAUUAA
Messenger RNA from Metarhizium robertsii ARSEF 23, 897 nucleotides. RefSeq names its product Protein kinase-like domain protein. Bases 1 to 897 code for a protein of 298 amino acids. The transcript has 3 exons. Lineage: Eukaryota; Fungi; Ascomycota; Sordariomycetes; Hypocreales; Clavicipitaceae. The record is from RefSeq and is a predicted model, not a curated record.